Molecule: messenger RNA, 1377 nt
Organism: Trypanosoma rangeli
Lineage: Eukaryota; Euglenozoa; Kinetoplastea; Trypanosomatida; Trypanosomatidae
Product: retrotransposon hot spot (RHS) protein
Exons: 1
Coding region: 1-1377 (458 amino acids)
Source: RefSeq, a predicted model, not a curated record
AUGUGUCAAUGGAGGUGUUUCUGCAGCAGCCCGCAGAAUACGUUACAGACCAGAGGCUUCUUCGAGAAAUUCUCAAUUCCACCAGGGUAUCAGCUUUUUGAAGAUGCACGCAUGCUUGCAGAGAAAGGUGUGUUUUCUCUCAAGCAAUGGAAGGAAUUUGGACAGAAAAAUACGGUUCCCCUUCGUACAAAAGGCAGACUCGAUGCAGCUCUUCAGCAGGCGGAGGAUGCAGAGAAAGAAAGGUGGGAAAACGAAAAACCUCCCAGACAACCAUUACCGGAGGGAUUCUACGAGUCCGUGUUUAACGCAACGUGGAGUCACGUCAUGGGAUUUCCCGAGGACGAAGGGGAAGACGUGGUGGUGAGAGAGGGUCAACGGCCACAAGAGUUAUUAUGGGAGUACACGCAGACUGUGCGUACUUUUUUCUCAGUGGGUGGUGAUGAGCAAUUCCGUCCACCACGCCCACGACUCAUGAUCCUUUCCUCUGAAAAGCGAUGGCCGUACUCGUUGAACCAUUCAGUACGUAUUACCGACUGCUACAUUAACAUUGAGGUGCAUCGGGUGUGGAAGAUCGUCGAGGGCGAUCUAAAAGGAGUGUUUCCCCCCUCACGUCUAAACGCACCAUACAUGAGACGCCGUCUUUUGAUUGGAACCCCCGGGAUAGGGAAGUCAAUGGCGGCUGACUCCUACCUCCUUUAUCAGCUGCUGCAACACGGCGCCACAGAGCUCCAUGUGGUUGUGUACUGCUUUGGAAGGAAUUUCGCAUACUUGUUUGACAAUACGGCACGAACGGUGACAAUAUACGAGGGUGGGUGUAAUAUUGGAAGGGUUAUGGUAAAUUUGGCUAGGAGUGGAAUGAAGGGGUAUAUCAUCGUCGAUAUGGCAAUACAUUUUCGAGAACCAUCGAAUGAUGUUGUGCUCUCCCAUGAGUGGGGCGCCAUUAUGUUGUCGUCCCCGCACGAAGAUAACUUCAAAGCAUGGACGGAGCAGGCGGGUACUAUCAAAAUCAUCAUGAAUUGCCCCGAUGAAAACGACGUGAAGGCGAUGUGUGCGUGGGAGAUGCGCAAUACGACUGAAGAGGAGCAGGCGGAGUAUUGGAGAAGGAUGCACAUGCACACGCAUGACGUCGGACCGAUUCCACGAUGCAUCUUUCAAUUCAAUGAAUAUGAGGACCGCGUGGAGGAAAUCAAGGACAUCCUGGCAGGUAUCGACGCUUCAAAUGCUGUACAUUAUGGGAUGGUUGGAGGUGUGGAAGAGUGGCCCUCGAAUGACGCACCUCACAAACUUGUGAAAGUUGUCAGAUUAGUAACACAAGGCGAUGUUGAGGAGUUUGUUAACCUGCCGGCCUGUUUUUCCAUUGAAAACAAAUUAAUUUGA